This is a messenger RNA of Carya illinoinensis, 1036 nucleotides long. RefSeq names its product dynein light chain LC6, flagellar outer arm-like. NCBI's taxonomy places the organism in Eukaryota, Viridiplantae, Streptophyta, Magnoliopsida, Fagales, Juglandaceae. Gene Ontology annotation, biological process: microtubule-based process. Bases 118 to 588 code for a protein of 156 amino acids. The record is from RefSeq and is a predicted model, not a curated record. Gene Ontology annotation, molecular function: dynein intermediate chain binding; dynein light intermediate chain binding. The transcript has 2 exons. Gene Ontology annotation, cellular component: dynein complex.
CAGAAGAAAUUUCUCUGCAGUUCAGAAGUGAUGUGUGAUGGGAUGAAAAAGAGGUGGGCAAAGUGAAGGAUGCAGACAAAAAAGUGAACAAAAAAGUUGGGCGACGUGCCACCCUCAAUGUUCUCAAACGCUUAUAAAUCAGUCCUUUUGGACCGUGACCAUGGAUAUUGGAGGAGAUGGUCAAGCUUCUUGUUGGCUGAGCUCCAGAUUCACAGCCAUAGAUUCUUCCUUGCAAAUAUAUAUAUAGGUGCUGUCAUAGUGUAUUUGAGAAAAUCAUUUCUGGGAUUCCAAAAGGAGAGCCCAAAGAUGUUGGAAGGAAAAGCUCGGAUUAAGGAAACUGACAUGCCAGAGAAGAUGCAGAUUCAAGCCAUGGCUUGUGCUUCUCAGGCCCUAGAUCUCCACGAUGUGAUUGAUUGCAUCUCAAUUGCUGCUCAUGUCAAGAGGGAGUUUGAUAAGAUGUAUGGGAGUGGAUGGCAAUGUGUGGUGGGUUCAAAUUUUGGCUGUUUCUUCACUCAUACACCCGGGACUUUCUUGUAUUUUGCUCUGGAGACCCUCAAUUUCCUUAUCUUCAAGGGAGCCUCUUCCUAAAAUUUAUACACAUGUAUGCAUGUAUGUUGAGAGAGAGAGUCCUCGGGGCAGCAAUAUUCAUAUUGGGGUACUGAGAAGCCUCAAUAUGUCUCUUUGUAGUUUUAUUAGAAUUAGUUUAGAACUUCCCUAUAAAAAAAAAAAAAAAAAAAAGGAAAAAAAAAAAAAGAACUAGUUUAGAACUGUCAUCUGUUAUCUGUUUAAUUGCCAUGUGUAAGUUGGUAGUAUUUAUUUCAAGUUUCGACUUUUUAAUCUGGCAUGUAUUAGAAUAUUACUUUUCUUUAGUCAAAGUUCAAAUCAUGAUGAUGAUGAUCAUCGUGGCCAUGUGCUGGAGGAAUGUAUUGUUGUUUUCUUCUGUGCUUGUCACUUUUAAUGGGCAGCUUUCUUGUAUACAACAAGACAAUUGCAUUGAGCCAAGCUAUACAAUAAGACACAACUAGUUUUGUCUUUA